AUGCCACAUUCACAACAUCCUACAACAACUUGCAUCGCUUCCUUGCCAUCCGAGAUCAACCAGCGGAUCUUCGCCUCAUUCUCAAAGCUUGAAUGUCUUCGGUGCAUGUUGGUCUGUCGGGCAUGGCGUGAACGUAUGGCUGAAUGGUCCGUUGAUCAGUGGCGGUCCAUACGAUUAAGCGGCAAUGAUCUCGAGCAAUUGCAUCCUUUCUUAUCACUUGUUGGAUCCUAUGCAAGGCAUAUUGUAUUGGUACAGCCAUCCGAGAAGAGCAUCAUCAAGGUGAUCGACAGCCUCAUCCAUAUGGGAUUUACACGUCUCUCUACAUUCAUGGUUGCCAUUGACAACAAGUGCGAUUUGGUGCCAUCCACUACUUUUUCAACCUUUGCCCAAUACAUGACACGUUUGCAUAUCGGAUCGACUCGUAGUCAAUGUGACAUCCUCGGCAUUUUGGCAUGCUGCCCACAGUUAACCCAUUUUUCAAGUUCGGCUCGUGUUCAUGUAUCACCCAAGGCAUCACCAUCAUCAGCAUCAUUAUCAUGCUUCAACCUUCAAUUCUUACGUAUCAACCACGGCAUCAGCACUGAUCAGCUAUUAGACAUCAUGCGUGCUAGUCCCAGCAUGCGUCAUUUACGACUCCAAUGGCACUCCAACAUUGAUUUGAUUCAAAUUGUGGAAGCUCGACCCGAAUUGGAUAUCAUCACAUGCAAUGUUUUCCCAUCCCUUGGACAAGAUCCUUUAUGGUCGACAACUUACGACAUGCCUUGCGAUCAUUUACGCACAUUCGAAAUCGACCACGUAUUGCACGAGACGCCCUUGCAUCAUUUAAUGGCCAUCUUGAAUACAUCAUGGGGACAAGGCAUUGAACGUCUUUCAUGUGGUAUUGGGAAAUUAUAUAAGAGCAAAGAUAUGAUGCGUAAAAUGCCACCCAUCCUUACACCACCCGAUACAUGUCAGCUACAGGAGUUUGUUUACAACAGCUACAAGUCAGAGAUGGACGACAUUCACGACCCUGAAGAAACUAUUAUGCUUCCCAUCCUUCAUCGUUGCAAGCAAUUACAAUCCAUUGCUCUUGACAUGGAUGCCGGCUAUGAUGGUCAACGUCUACCGAAUGAGCAAAUAUUACCAGAACUCGCACCUUUCAAUCAUCUCCCUCAUUUACGCCAUUUAUCUAUCCAUGAAGACCGAGACGACCUCUCAGACCUUUCAUUCAUGUUUUUGCAAAUGCGACAUUACGGUGUACAACUGGAAUCUUUUGAGUAUCGAAUGAACGUUGUCAAUACAUCGCUCGAAUUUGUGCAAGCAUUAUCCAUGAUGCCGAGUAUGCGACAUGUGAUAUUGAAAGAUUCAUGUGGACGAGGAUACAUCAAACAAGACGGCUUAAUCACGCUCGCACGAUCUCUACACCAAUCAUCCCCAAUCCGUACGUUGACGCUUGACGAAUCCCCAGUGCUACAUUUCAAGGAUGGGUUUCAUCCGAUAUCAAAAAUGACAAGUAUCAAGCAUCUCAUCAUCGCAAAUACUGAUCGGGUAGAUGGCCGUGGGUUGAUGUAUUUGGCCGAUUACCACAAAGGUCUCGAUACACUGGAGUUGGUGAACGCAACAAUAGAUAAAAACAUGACAACCGUCAUUGAAUAUUUAAAAGCAAGGAUCGACCAUGUUAUUGUUCGUUAA
Molecule: messenger RNA, 1671 nt
Organism: Lichtheimia ornata
Lineage: Eukaryota; Fungi; Mucoromycota; Mucoromycetes; Mucorales; Lichtheimiaceae
Exons: 2
Coding region: 1-1671 (556 amino acids)
Molecular function (GO): protein binding
Source: RefSeq, a predicted model, not a curated record